GCCGUAUUUCCCGGGCUCUUAACACGCGUGCGCAGAUCAAGCGUGACUUUCGGAGCAAUAUUUUUUCUCUGUUCUCCUGUGCUCAUUCGCUUGGCUUGACGUUAAAUAUCGCAGGAAGCUCCCCCGAAGAUGACACCAAUACUUCUCAGAAAACAUUUUUGAUUUCUUACGUCCACAAUCCCGACUGUAAUGGCUCAAAUGUCGUCCUCGAAUUCAACAUCUUCUCAGACGAGUCAGGGGCGAGCAGGACGUCGUCGGAAGAGGCCGCAUCCUCCCGUUUAUGGUGGAAUUAUGAACUCUUUCAGCGAUAAAAAUAGCGAUUUCGUUUGGUAAGAGCAAAAUUAUUGAUUAGAUACGUUUUCUUGCUCAUAAUGGGUCAGCAAUCUUUGCCUUCGUGCAUUUUUUCCCAGUGAAUGUUGCGUGAUUUAAAACCAGUCCAAUUGCUCUGUGGUACAAAUUAGCUUAUCUGUUUUUGUUUUUCUUCUACAGUCCGAUCUGUUUUGACACCAUCGAUGAAGCUUUCAUGACAAAAUGUGGACAUACCUUUUGGUAAGGAUUUAUUUUCUUAGAAUUUUGAAUAUCAGAAUACCCUAGUGGCUCGUUGUGUGCACAUCACCUGAGAUUGUCUCACAGUUAAGCGCUAAAUUUUUUGCAUAGUUAGAUGUCUUUGAGCUUUCCAUGCCAAUUCAUUUGUAUAUGUAAACUUUGUCAUGCACGCCAGGGUAGUCCCACCAGCAAAGACGACUAGUAUUUGUUUCAGCACUGAUAGGGUUAAAAAAAAAUUCCAUAAAAUUCAGCCUUUUCAAGUUCAAAAUUCCAUUUAUGCUUGAAUGAAUUACAAUGCGGCAAGACAUUUGGUGAAGGUCAGUUGCUUGUGGACAUGUAGCUGUGGGUCAUGAGAUAAAGGAUUUACAUUGGUAAGAUUUCUGCACAACCCUGUACUUCAUAAUGCAUGCAGUUCUUGGAUAAAGAAAACAAUUGGGUAAACAAUAGAUCAUCUUUGAGACCGCAGCUAUGUUUUACAAUAAUAUAGUGCUGUGCAAAAAAUCUCACCUUUACCUGACAUAAAUACAUGCACAAGCACAGCUCAUUCCUAAAAAUCUGAACGAUUGGUUGCAAGGACAUGCGAGGUUAAAGAUACACGUACAUUACAUUUACAGUUCUAUUCGAUACUGCUUGAUCAAAAAUCAUUUCUUUCUCAAGUUAGUUUUUCCCUGUGUCUGGCUGCAUAAAUUGUAAUUGGUAUAAAUUUGUGUCCCAAACCAUUAGGACAAAGUGGAACAAAUUCUUGUUGUCCCUUGCAGUGAAUAAAAAUUUACACACAAUAGCAAGUUUGAUAGUUGGACUUGAACAGCUGAUCCUUUAAUAUGAUUCCAACAAUCUCUUUCUCAGACACUAUAAUCCUAUUACAGGAUUUCCUACAUGUGCGAAUCCUCUUGAAUGCAUUCAUCAUUAACCUUCUGGCCUGAACAAAUUGUUCUCUAUUAUUAACCAGUGUACUUUAAUUGGAUUAUUGCAAUAACCAUGUUUGUGAACUAUUACUGACCUUGACCUUGUCCUGACUCUGAGUUAUUCAUAUCAAUUGUAAAUGAAUAAAGAUUGACUGGGCGAUUGAUUAGCAUUGCUAAUUCUAUCAUUCUUUGAAGCUUCAUCAUUAGAAUAGCAUCCACAUUGUUUAAGUACAUUUUCUUUGUUUCAUGGGGAGAAGUUGUUACAGAUCUUAUAUGUGCCUAAUUAGUAUUGCUGAAAAAAUGGGACCAGAGAAGUGAGUCUAGAUAAUCAAAUAAUCUAGAUAAUUGUGGUUAGACCGUAUAUGUAUGUGUAAACCACAGCACAAUGGUCAGACAAGAAGAGUGCAGCCAAUCAAUAUAACCCGGUAGUUGUUUCCAAGUUAUCUGGUGGUUAUCAAGGAAUAAAACCCAGUCUGUAAAGUAACAUGAUCUUAAUCCAGGAUGAUAUCUUUGAGAAGUGUUUCUAACUCCUAAAAUCAUCUGUAAUCCAUUUAGCUAUUGUAUACAAAUCAUGAAAUCACAUUAAUUUUUAUAACUAUGAUCCUAGCUGGGAUACCUCCUCAUGACAACCAAGAUAAAUUAACAUACACAUAGGGGUAGUAAAUGGUAAAAUUUGUGUCUUGCCCAGUUUAGGUACGCUAUCCACUAUCAUUGAUGUAGGGUUAAUCAGCCUACUGCAUGUGCCCUGUUUAUACACCCUCACCACCAAGAAUCUUUUUGAGUCUGGGCACAUUUUAACCCUUUAUGCCCUAAUAUCAGUCUGCAUAUUCUUGAUACUAUUCUGUAUAUAAUUCUUAAGGUGCUGACAAGUAGAAUUUGUUCAACAAUCAAGAGCUUCAUUAUAUUUAGUGAUCAUUUAAUUUAUUCUUGUGAAUAUUCUUACUGUAGCUUGUUGCUGAAUGUGGCAACAUUUAGGCAAAACUACCCUCAUGUCUCUUUUACCCUUUAGUUAUCAGUGCAUCACAAGGAGUUUGGAGGAAAGCAAUCGCUGUCCUAAAUGUAACUACAUCAUAGACAAGCCAGAUCAAAUCUUUCCUAACUUUCUAUGUAAGUAUUUUGAGAAAACUACAGUUAAUAAAGUCAAACUCCUUUUAAACUGCACUGUACUAAGUGGUCAUCCUGUACAUAGUGGUCAGUUGUCAUUUUGUUAAUGUGAAGCAAUGAAGAUGCAAUGCAUUUUUAGCACGAUUUUGAAGAAACUGUACAUUAGGAGACCAAUAACGGUUGAAAAUAGCAUCUUAUCAUCACUUUUGAUCCCAUUCUGUGGAACCUGUAUGAACUGGUCACCCCGUCAUUACCCGUGUGACUGUAGUUACUUGUGCUUGGGAUAUUUUGAUAUCUUCUUUAUAACUGGAAGGAGUAUUUUUACUUAUUGUGGUUGUACUUGUUGUUCCUUUUUUUUUUUUUUUUUUUGCUCUAUAGAGGUGCAAUAUGUGUAUCAUGUAUUUUGUUUUCUGCUAAUCCUAGUAAAUGAAUUGGUACAAAAAGUUAAAGAAAGAACCGGACAAAAAAAGAGCAAGAUGGUUCUGGAGUCUCAGGUGAAGAUUUUUGUGUUUUGGGGGGUGAACUGAGAGAUUGAACUGACAGCUCCUUAACACUGUAACUCUCAAGAUCUGAUUGUAAAUUCUCCUCACUAGCUGCUCCACAAUUCCUUUUAAAUUAGUUACAAGACUUUGAUUUUGGAUCAAGAUAACGUCUACCUAAUAAGUUUCCGUAAUCCCCUUAUCUGUUUGCUGAAUUUUUUUUUUAUUUACAAAGCUACAUGAGGCAGGAAGUGGACUGCAGGAACUUUUGGCAGGACAACAUGAAUGGGACUUAGCAGGUAAAAUUUCUUGUGAAAUUCUGUGCAGGACACUGUUUUCUUUUUUCUUCUAUGCUUUAAGCUUGGUUCUCAGUGCUGGAGGCAAGCUAUGAAAUCAAAUUGUAAUUUUCUACCAGUGUUAUGGCCCAGAUCCACUUCUUGGUAGAUAACUUGUAUCCCUAUGUUCAUUGUGAAGAUGCCUCUCUGAGACUUUUGUUACCUUUCCUGUUACAGAUGUCAAUUAUUUGCUGGAAGUUUUGACGCUGAAGAAACAAAUGCUAGAAGCCGUAAGUGUAAAACAAUCUAAAUUCUUGGACUACAGUAGUGGUCAGGACGUAUUUAAAAAGAAGGAAAUGACAGGGGGGAGGUAUGAUCAUUUUUUGUGUAAAAAAACUACAACAUUGUUGAUGAAUACAAAAAGCAAUGCUUAAAUUGGAAUAGUUUCAGAGUUGGUACACUUAUUUAUAUUUCCAAGAUUAAAUUGGUCAUAAAGAAGGAUGGUUUAAAUAUGUAAAGCUAGUGGGGUGUCGAUUGACUUGAUGGCACCAAUUUUAAAAUUUGGCUGACAAGGGGGGAGUUUAUUCAGGGACAGGUGUCAAUUUAGUCAAUACAAGCAACUGUCUGUCAAUUUGCAUUCGCAAAGACAAAAUUUUCUCACAUCCUCUCUCUUGCCCCUUCUUUUCCUCAUUGGUGGGAGACCUUCUAAAACCACCUGACAGAAAACAGAGUGCCUCUUUGUGAUCAUGUAAUGGAGAUUUAUACAAAAUGCAGAUUGCAUUGAAGUUCUUUUGUUUAAUGUAACUAUUAGGAUAGCCAAGCAAUACAACAUGAGUUGCUGAAAGAUUUCCUCUCACAAGUAAAGAGACACAAGCAAGAGGUAUGGUACUGCCAUCCAUAACAUACAGGCAAAUUAUAUGUACAUUCCCAUGAAGAUGUUUGUCAGAGCAUUCAAUGGUAUAGUUUGUUAAAAAAAAACUUAUAAUCAUUAACAUCAUUUAGAAGUUAAAAUGCUUGUUUUGUGCAUCUACUGUUAGACAAAUUAUUAGCCCAACCUUAUUGAGAUUUUUAUUUUUUCCUUUGAAAUAUAGCAACUUGAUCAGCUUACCCGAGAAGUCAAACUAAUUGAUGAAGACAUGAAGAGAGUUUCGGUAAGAGAAACAUGAGUUCAGCUCAUUUCCCAUGUUUGGUACACAGUGAAAGUGCACCUCUCAGUUUGGGUCUGUUGUUCAGAACAGGUUGAACUAGUUGUAACAGGUUUGAGGGGAGAACUCCAUAGAGGGGGAUAGAAUCUACUUUCAGAGUGAAGUUGUGAAUGUUGUUUGUUUGUUUGUUUGUUUUUUUUUCAAUUAUUUAUCCACAUUACUACUGCUUUAUAAAUGGAAGAGGUUUUGGUGAAGCAUACAGAUAAGAAAUUUACUGAUAGCAGUAACUUGAUAUCAAUAGACUGGUGUUGAUAGGCUUAUAACAAUUACUCUACAAUCUUUCAGGAAAUGAUAGCAAGUCACAACAGACAAUAUUCAAAACCAGCUCCCUUAACUCUCCUCCCUGGUGCUGAAAGACUUAUGGCUGGUGAAGUGGUAUGUAGUUCUUGUUUCCACUAACAGUUAGCAUGGUGUAAAUGACCAAAAGAAGGGUCAGAUUUUUGUAAAAGAGUAAAAGGUAUUUGCAAAGUUAAGAAAACUGCAACAAUACACACACUUCUACAUUUACUAUUUGAAGUAAUCAAUCAAGGCUUGUGUGUGUCAAAAUUGUCUUUUUAGUGUGGACAAUUAUCUUUUAAAUAUCAACUGAUCUCUAUGGAAACAUUAAUGACAUACUUCAUUCAGGACAAGACAACCCCAAAAAACAUUGCUGACAUGUAGGAGCGCAAUAUGAAUAAACUGUUUAUUUCCUUCAGGAUCAUGCUGUACCUACCACACCCACAGCUAAAAAUGCCCCAGUGGCAGUGGGUUCGGAUAUGGAACCUUCAACAAGGUGACAAACUAUUUGUAGAGGUUUUACUAUUGACUGUUGGUAAAUGUUGAGUAUUUUAUUGUAGCAGCCAGUAACAUUGAAGCUGUAAAAUUGUAGAAAUAUCAUUGAAAGGCUACAUUAAUCAUGCAUGGAACUCUAGAAAAACAUAUGCACUGUAUCCAUAGGUUUAAAAGGUGUUGAGUAUUGACUGAAUCAUUUUAGAAAAAGUGACACUAUUUUAAUUUGCUAUUACAAUGAUGAUUGAGUAAGGUUUAAAACAAACUCACAUGUUUAGCUCUGAACCUUAGAAUUUACAUGUGAUUGAAAUUUGUAGUAACAUUUCAUAAUAUUAAAUUAAUCUGUUAAGGGGUAAAUUCUCUCUCUUGCCUCUAAAUUUUUUAAACUAGUUUGAUAUUUAUUUUUGUGUAAAAAAAUAUUUAAUUGAACUUUUUUGAAAUGUUGGCAACCAAGAAGGAAAUGGAACAAAAGUGUUUAUUUAUAAAUAUAUGUGUAUAAAGUAAUGCAGUACUUGUCCACUUGCAGUCAUGAUGAAUCAUGCGAUCAAACAGAGGGGGCUCAAGAUGGGUUUAAUGGAAGCCAGCAUGGAGCAAAACACCUUUGGUGCAGCACCAGUUUAGCGUCAAGAAGGAAAAGAAUUCACCAACACUUUGAUGAUCUAGAGAGAUGCUACUUUUCCAUUAGGCAGGGAGAUUUACCAAGUGAGAAAGUGAAAUUAGAUGUAUUUGCAUCCACAUACCAUACCAUAGGGGCGCAAUGGUUAGCACUCUGAACUCCAGUUAGAGAGACCUAACCUUAAGCUAAAGUUUGGCCAUUGUGGGUGUUCUUGGGCAAAGUACUUUACUCUUAAACAGCUUCUCUUCACCUAAGAACAUUUAUAGGAACCAGCCCUAUCCCCACAAACACAUACAGUAGAACCAUGCCAACUCAAACUCCCAAGGAAAACAAAAAAUUGUUUGGGUGAGUUGGUAGUAAAUAACUGAAAAAUUGGGUCAAGGGAAAUCAGAUCUUGUUCAAGUUUGCAAGGGGUUUGAGUUAACUGAGUUCGAAUUAGCGGGGUUCUCUUGUACAUCUGUAAACUGCAAUUCCUUCCCAGUUGUAUUGCACUUGUGUCCUAGUUGAUGAGACUGCUCUGCUGGUAUUGAAUUUCUGAAUGUUUCCAGGUGAUGCAGGAACCUCAGAUGCCCUGGAUUAUUUCACAGAAAGUCUAGCCAAGUUUACAAAGUUCAGUGGUUUUCGUUGCCUGGCAACACUGAGUUAUGCCACUGACAUCUAUAGUAGCUCAAGCAUAGUAUCAAGGUUUGUUUCCUUAGAUGUAUUUGUUGGCAAAUGAUGGUUAAACGUUAAAGGUGCCUUUACAAGUGACCCCAGUCUUCCCAUUUCAGAUGUUAUUAUUUUCACUAUCAAAAAAGAAACAAGAUAUUUUGAAAUGCUUCUAUGAAAAGAUUGUAACUUUACUAUUUCUAGUAUGAAAUUCUAAUUUGUUUUAUUGUUUCUUUUUAAAUGCCUUUCCAUGUUUCUUGAAAUCAUCUGCAGUUAAAGUAUGUAUAUACAUGUACAUAUUUAUUUUUCAAUAAUUCUAUUCUCUCCACAAACAUACAGCAUUGAAUUUGACCGUGAUUUUGACUACUUUGCCAUUGCUGGGGUUACAAAGAAAAUCAAGGUACUCCUAUCACACUUUAUUUUAUUUCUGGCUUAUUUUAUUACAUUUAGAAUUUUAAAAAUAGUCACUGUAGCAAAGAACCCUUCUUUUUGUUGUCUCUGGUCUUUUGAUGGGUAUCUUUUGCAGUCAGCAAUUCAGGGGGAUCUUUGUAUCCAAGCCUCAUAACCCUCACAGAGCCCAGUGUGAAUCUGAAUCUCUUGCUUCUCAAAAAUCUCUUUCAAAACAUUUUUUUCCUGAAACAGAAAAACUUUAUCAGUGAAGGUCAAGAAUUGAGCUUUGUGUUUCAAGGGAUUUUUCAGUGGGAUCAAAGUGGCAAUAUUUAGCAGGCCAAGAUGGGAUUAUUUUGUACAAUUAUGCAGCCACUUUCAUUCACGUCUACAAACGCACUUAAAAGCAUUUGUAGGUUUUCACCCUGAAUCCCCAUUACCUUUCGUUAAGAUAUCACACCACUUACUGAAAUCUCAUUUUCAAGUGGAACUUUCACAAGAUGUGACACCUCAUAUAGUGAUAAGUACUGCUCAUCUAUCAAACCUUUUUCAUGUUCUCUUUUGGUACAUCAGGUGUUUGAGUAUGGAAUGGUGAUAAGAGAUGUAGUGGAUAUUCACUGUCCUGUGAAUGAAAUGGUGUGCAAUUCAAAAAUCAGGUGAGGUGAAGAAUUUGAAGUUGAUACACAUUAAAUUUGUGCCCUUGGUGAGCAGUUUCAGUCCAGCCAUGUCUCUACCGUUAAAAUUAAGAACAGAAAAAUAUGCAGAAAGAAUUUUUGUUCUCUCUUGGUCUUGCGUCUGUUUUUUCUUGUUUUUUGUUUUGUUUUGUUUUUUUUAUUUUGGAUGAUGAUGAAACUAGAGCAAUGUUAGCUGCUUUGUUGGUCAAGAAAUUUAAUGUACAUAUUUUGUUUGCUUGUUUCACAGUUCGAUCUGUUGGAGCUCGUAUCACAAAGGUUUACUUGCUAGCAGUGAUUAUGAAGGCACAGUGACUCUGUGGGAUGCUUUCACUGGAUCAAAGACCAGGUCUUUUCAGGUACCCCUUGCACAGUUUUGCGUAUUUGCGACAAAAAAGCCUUUCCCCCCCCCCCAGCAUUAUCAACAUUACCAACUCAGUUGACAAUACCAAAUUAUCAAGGUAUAUUAAUGACUUCCAGUUACGAACAAUAGUACUUAAGGAGGAGAAGGAGACUGAAAUCACACAUGUUCUUGUAAACCUUAAAAAUAAUUGAAGUGUAAGUCCCAUCAUUUCACUCCUACAUGCAGUAACUUCUUGGCCCUUUGUCUUUGUUCGAAGGAACAUGAAAAGAGAUGUUGGAGCGUGGAUUUCAAUCACGUUGAUCCAAAACUUUUAGCUUCAGGGUCUGAUGAUGCUAAAGGUAAUCAAUCUUAGAAUUUAGGUCGUAGUUGAGAAAAUCCUAGUUGGCUCUUCCUGUUUGAAUUCAGUACAGCAAAAUGUCCGUGAAGCUUACCGUCAGAGCUUUUCCGCAAGAAUUUUAAAAGCGUCUUUACAGCCGGAGAAUUUAUCGCUAUAAUUUUCAACUCAAGCGUGUAACCAUUUUGGAAUAAUAAGACGCUUAAACGUUUUAUGGGUCUGUUUUCUAGAAAGGAGGAGAAGGAGACUGAAAUCACACAUCAUCACACUAAUUUCACGAUUAGAAAAUAGUGCGACUUCAAAACGUAGAUUAGAUUGGCCACCCUUUCAUAGCUAGGAAGAAGAAUUUCUUUUUCUAUUCUCUGUUUUAGUAUGGGAGAAAAGUCUGCAUGUAAUGUGGGGUUCACCAAUGGGCAAAGAAUUGUGGGAUCGAUGUCAGUAUCUUAACAAAACUGUGCACCUACCCCUCCCCUAACCCAAUAACUGAUAAAAAGUUAGAGUUAAUGUUGGGUCCAGGGAGGAGUAGCUGCUAGUUGCUCUCAUACUGGCAUUGGUCUUAAUUGUGCUAAUAGUCGAUUAUUAAAAAAUGUUCGGUCUAUCCGUUUCUCUUUUUUUAUUGUUCUGUUUUCCUUGGUUUCUGUUUUAGUUAAGUUAUGGUCAACAGACAUGGAACACUCUGUGGCUUGUCUGGAGGCUAAAGCCAAUGUGUGUUGUGUAAAAUUCAACCCCGAAAGUAGAUGUCACCUAUCCUUCGGUUCUGCAGGUAUGUAGUUUGUACAGUAUCCAUCUGGCCCCAGUUGUUCGAAAGAUGGAUAACGCUAUCCACUAGAUAAAUGUCUAUCCAGUGGAUAGCGCAGUACAUUUUGUGAACACUUAUCCACUGGAUAGCGAUUUAUCCGUUGGAUAGCGUUAUGCCCCCUUUGAACAACUGGGCCCAGCCCGGAAACCUUUUCCUAAGAAUUUAAACUACAUUCACAAGGUACCCUUCUGUAGGGUCAGAUAAGUUAUGCCUAACAUUUUUCAGUAGGCUCAGUUCAAAGCCCUCAACCUUCCCUUCUAUUUCUACCACCAGCAGGUUAAACUUGCCUAGAAUAAAAGGUUUACUCAAGUUCAGAACACAACAUUUUAUUGGAUCAAAUCUCUAAAGUGCAAACAAGACAAGCAGGCUCACUCUCAGGGGUUUCGUUUCAGGCCGGACACCGGACGCAACGCCCGGUUGUUUGACAUGUAACGUCUGAUAGUUCACACACCAAGUGUGAAAAUCGUUUUUUCCAUUUAUUAAACUAAGAAAGACUUGACCCUUAUUUUACUCACUUAGUUAUGUAAUACAUACAAUCGAAACGAUAGAGAUAAUUCCUGUCAUAUACAUGUAUAAUAAAAUCAUAACUCAUCAUUCCUCAUCCCUUUCCCCCUUCCGUACCAGCUAUAACUGACCAGACAAAUUCGACGACAGCUAACCCUGACAUUUGAUCAGAGAGCAUCUGUCUGAAUCAGUAUUGCUCACUUUUCAUUUGUACAUCAUCUCAGGGAACGCAGGAAGUUGCAUUUAAGAAAGUCCAAUUUUACAAAUUUCCCGGGGGACAUGCCAGCUGAACCACUGCAUCCGGUACUUCCUAAUGUUACCGAAAACCCUGCACUCUUGACAGUACUCGGGCUAGAUAUUCCCUUCAUAACCUCUGAAGUUUCUCUUCACAGAUCACUGCGUCCAUUAUUAUGAUCUACGAAACACAACCAAGCCAAUAACAGUCUUUAAAGGCCAUAGGAAGGCUGUAUCAUAUACAAAAUUUAUCAACACAGAAGAAAUUGUCUCUGCGUAAGUGAGGUUUCUUAUGACGUAACCCGUAUAGGAUUUUGAUGGAAGCGUAAGCCAUGAUAGUGAAACCCUGUCGGAACGAGGUUAUUUAGUAUCGUCGACUAAGUUGAUGAAGUAAAUUGGCCACCGUAAAGAGUUUAAAAGCUGACGUUUCGAGCGUCAGAUGAAUCGCUCUGACGAAGGGCUAACGCUCCAAACGUCAGCUUUUAAACUCUUUACGAUGGCCAAUCUACGUUAUCAAGUCAGUUGAUAAUACUAAAUCGCUCUGUCAUACUCUCCCACCGACGCAGUACCACAGUUUCUUUAGAAACUUACCCCCUUUAUUCAGCUGUCGGAACGAGAUAGUUUAGUCAUAGCAUUGUACAACGAAGCUUUAUUCCCUUGGCGUUGGUAACAGAAUUCAAAGAAAUUCAGAAUAUCUGACCUUCGGUAUUAGAGCAAUUUUCAAGUGAAUUUCGAAAGUAGGCCGGGGUUGUAUUUGAGUUUGCUUUACUUUGCUCCGUGAUUGGUCGAGGAAACUUCCGCCAUCCUGUCAACCAGUCAGAUGUAAAUCUAAAACCAGUUGUGUCUUUGCUUGUUUUCAACCUGAGUUUUUACUGGCCCCUUGUACCAUUUCCCUUUCCUCUGAUGGGUGGUUGUGAUUCAUUUGGUUUUGGUUCUAAGACAAUUAAGAGAAAAGCAAAAUGCUUUGGUAGUUUGAUUGUGUGGUAUGAUUGUUAAAGUGAAGUCAUGGCUAAGAACAUCAUGGCAAAACUGACCAAUCCAGCUUCACGAGCCAAACUCGGAACUAGAACGUCAGACCAACUGAUUCUACUCACUGACAACUUGACAACUUCCGCUUUAGCUAACGACAUAUCGUUAUUGCAGUAGUACUGUUCUUCUUCCUCCUAGGAAGUAUACUUUUUGGUUGCAUAAACAAAACCUUUUUUACUGACAGCUCGUUUAUGUCUGUUUGCGGGAUUUGAUCCGAGUUAUUUCGUAACCUUUUUGUUUUAAAAUAAUUUUAAUUCCUUUUUUAGAUCCACAGACAGUCAAUUAAAGCUCUGGAAUAUCAGCAAGCCGCAUUGUCUUCGAACCUUUAAAGGCCAUAUUAAUGAAAAGAACUUCGUUGGGCUGGCUUCCAAUGGAGACUACAUUGCCUGCGGUAAACUGACCAGUGUAUCUUCUUUAAAAUAACGAUAAUUUGUAAUUGUUUCCGCCUGUUAGCUAAAACAUGUCAGAACAGCUGUAGUUGUAAAUGGUUGGAGAGAGACCACUUAAUUAGGGCGGAAAACAGAAAAUAUUCCUUAGCGGACCGUCAAUUUUCUACGGUUUCCCCUUUGUACUCUGUUGGCGACGUUUUUAUGGCGGUUUCGGUGAGCGACAUCCCAAAACUUAAUUAACCUUGGACUUUUUCCUUUUCCUCACAGGGAGUGAAAACAAUUCACUUUACUUGUACUACAAAGGACUCUCCAAACAGCUGCUAACAUUCAAGUUUGAUACUGUAAGGAGUGUUUUGGUGAGUCGCAAUCCGCAAAUAGAUACUAACUUAAAUUUGGGUGGAUCGCGGGCGAGGCAGUAGCUUGUGACUCGCGUUUGGCGCCCUCCUUGAACUUGCCUUGCGCCUUUCUCUUCUGGUCUUGAAAAACGUAAAAAAUGACGCUUAUUCUGGGGGCUACUUGUUUCAUCGCCUGAGUUGAUAACGUAAACUAGUAACUGUAAAGGGUUUUUAGAGCUGACGUUUCGAACGUUGGCACUUUGUCAUUCUCUCUGACGAAACAACACUCGAAACAGCUUAAGAAAGCCUUAAUGGUGGCCAAUUUACUUUAUCAACUCAGUUAAUAAAACCAAAUUAUCUUGAUAUACUCUCCCACCAACGCAGCACCACAGCUUCUUUAGAAACUUACUUCCUUUAUUCUGAUUGGUCUAGAAAACGCGUGCCAUCCUUCUAGCCAAUCUUAUGCGCAUCACGAUUUUCUAAAACGCAUCACGAUUUGCUAAAACGCAUCACGAUUUGCCAAAACGCAUCACGAUUUGCUCCCUGUAUUUUCCCGCACUUCUGGCAGUUAAAUGUUGUGGAUCUGACAACCCAUUGGUUCCCUCGUCACAUUUUGUGCUGAUUUGCCAGUUUGUUUGUACUAGACUGAAAAUCGCUUCAAGGGUAUUGGUUGAAUCUAGGUCAUCUGCACUGGGUGAGAAAGCAGCUUACGAAUCAAACCUAAGCUAUUGCGCAACUACCCCUCCCCUAGUUGGGUUAGGGGAGGGGUAGGUGCGCAGUUGCUCAGAUACUGACAUUGAUCCGACAUUAUCCUUGACGCGCAUGGUCUAUGUAACAACCACUGUUCAGUUGAUCAAUGCUACAUCUGCUUAGGUAUUUCGUUGCUUUACUGUUUUGUAGGAGAAAGAUAAGAAAGAAGACGAUGCGAAUGAAUUUGUGAGCGCGGUUUGCUGGAGAACCGUAAGUGAAUCUUUGUCUUAAGACAAUGACCUAGAGAGUACUACCGGUAGGUUAUUUCAGCAUCAAAAAUACUUAAAAUAUAAGGUACUUCAAAGCGUAAAGGCAAAGGGGUAGAAAUUUAACCCACAAGAAGUUAGCGAAAAAGUUUUUAUUCCACUAGGGCAGAUUGAAGUAGUUGACUUUCUAAGAACAAGAAUUCAAGUGAGCAGUGAACCAUUUGUAAAGAUUACUGAAAUUUUUUGGAGAGCACGGUCAAUCUGGCGAAUAAGCAGCAACAUUACUGAUGUAGUUUUUCAAGAGACCGAAUUUCCGGUCACGCAGCUCCGGCAAGCUCGCGUGUGGAUGACAAGUGACCCGCGGCCUCGAUCUGAGGGUACUUCUAAACCUAGAAACGAGGCUGGCGGGGCACUUGCCCAGCCAAUCGUAUUUUUAAUCGUACGAGGUGCACUUUAAUAUGCCUUUUUGUCGCUUUCUUAACAGGGAUCCAAUGUAGUUGUAGCCGCAAAUAGUCAAGGAACAAUUAAGGUACGGUGGUACGAGCCGUGA
This is a messenger RNA of Pocillopora meandrina, 13098 nucleotides long. NCBI's taxonomy places the organism in Eukaryota, Metazoa, Cnidaria, Anthozoa, Scleractinia, Pocilloporidae. The record is from the annotation of a GenBank genome assembly.